This is a messenger RNA of Syzygium oleosum, 1158 nucleotides long. RefSeq names its product putative pectate lyase 2. The record is from RefSeq and is a predicted model, not a curated record. Bases 1 to 1158 code for a protein of 385 amino acids. The transcript is spliced from 4 exons. Lineage: Eukaryota; Viridiplantae; Streptophyta; Magnoliopsida; Myrtales; Myrtaceae. Gene Ontology annotation, molecular function: pectate lyase activity.
AUGGCCUACCUAGCUCCAAUCUUAGUCUUCUCGUGCCUCCUAACACUCCCCCUCUCGACUUUACAAGCCUACUACUCGAGUACUCCGUCUUAUUCCAACCAGGAGUUGAUGAAUGUCAUCGACUCGUGCUGGCGGUCGAACCCUACUUGGGCGGCGAACAGGCGUGCCCUUGCCGAUUGCGCCGUCGGGUUUGGUAGCGAUGCGAUUGGGGGGAAGUACGGGUCCAUCUAUGUGGUCACUAGCCCGCUGGACAACCCUGCGAAUCCAAAGCCCGGGACGCUCCGGUACGGCGUGAUACAAGAUAAGCCGCUUUGGAUCACCUUUGCCAAGGACAUGAAGAUCACUCUCAAGAAUGAGCUGAUGGUGAACAGUUACAAGACCAUUGAUGGGAGGGGGGCGAAAGUGGAGAUAGCAAAUGGGCCAUGCAUCACGGUGCAAUACGUGAGCCAUGUGAUUAUACAUGGGAUUAGCAUCCAUGAUUGCAAGCCCGGGAAAUCAGGCCUCGUGAGGGACUCUCCCACGCAUGUCGGCCGCCGACAAGGCUCUGACGGCGAUGCUAUCAGUGUCUUCGCAUCUUCGCACAUCUGGGUCGAUCACUGCUUUCUAGCUCGUUGCACCGAUGGCCUCAUCGACGUGAUCCAUGCUUCCACGGCAGUCACCAUCUCCAACAACUAUUUCCAGCAGCAUGAUAAGGUGAUGUUGCUCGGACACAACGACAAAUACACGGCCGAUAAAGUUAUGAGAGUGACGGUUGUCUUUAACCGCUUCGGUUCGGGUCUAAUUGAGAGGAUGCCUAGGGUUAGAUUUGGGUAUGCCCAUGUAGCCAACAACCAAUACGAUGAGUGGCGGAUGUAUGCAAUUGGUGGCAGUGCCAAUCCCACCAUUUUCAGCGAGGGCAACUACUUCCUGGCCUCCAACAAUCGUGUUUCCAAACAGGUCACCAAGAGAGAGACCAAGAGCGGCGACUGGAAGAGCUGGAAAUGGAGGUCGUCGCGAGAUGUGUUCCAGAAUGGUGCAUACUUCGUGCAGUCUGGCUACGGCUCUUGUGCCCCACUUUACACCGGAGCUCAGUCCUUCGUUGUGGCCGAUGGUUCCAAAGUUCCUGCGUUGACUUCCAGUGCGGGUCCUCUCCCGUGCACCGUAGGCAAAGCAUGUUGA